AUGCCGAAGAGAAAGUCUACCCAUGCCGAAAAGCCAGCCGUGGCAGCUCCUGAGCCGCGCCGGCGUUCAAUGCGUCUGCAAAGGACGGAGGAUGAGACUGAGCCCAAAGCUGUGAAGAAUGAGAAGGCCUCAAAGGCAGAUAUCAAAACUGAAGAGGACGAGCCAUCCACCAAGAAAUCAAGGACCUCAAAACAGGAAACAGAGCCUGUGGUUAAUAAGUCCUCACCACCAGCCAAAAAAGCAACCAAAAAGGCCGUCAAAAGGGAGGAGGUUGAAGAAGCUUCACCCUCUCCUGCCCCGGAUGAGUCCGAAGAAAAGAACUAUUGGCUUCUCAAAGCCGAGCCCGAGUCUCGGUAUGAGAACGGUGUUGAUGUCAAAUUUUCGAUUGACGACCUGGCGGCCAAGACAGAGCCGGAGCCGUGGGAUGGUAUCCGCAAUUACGCCGCCCGCAACAACCUUCGAGCCAUGAAGAAGGGUGACUUGGCCUUCUUUUACCACUCCAACUGCAAGGAGCCCGGGAUCGUGGGGACGAUGGAGAUUGUAAAGGAGCACUCGCCUGAUCUGUCUGCUCACGACCCCAAAGCGCCAUACUACGACCCAAAGUCCAAGCCCUCCGACCCCAAAUGGAGCGUUGUUCACGUCAAAUUCCACGAAAAGUUCAACAAGCCGAUUACGCUGAAAGAACUCAAAGAACUGGGCGCGCCCGGGGGGCCGUUGGACAAGAUGCAAAUGAUCAAGCAGUCGAGGCUGAGCGUCAGCAAGGUCUCGGCUUCCGAGUGGAAGUUUCUUAUGGCGGUUGCCGAGAGAAGGUGA
Molecule: messenger RNA, 813 nt
Organism: Podospora anserina S mat+
Lineage: Eukaryota; Fungi; Ascomycota; Sordariomycetes; Sordariales; Podosporaceae
Exons: 4
Coding region: 1-813 (270 amino acids)
Cellular component (GO): nucleus
Source: RefSeq, a predicted model, not a curated record